UAAUUUUGCAGAGAUUUCAGGCUUAGCUUUUUCUGUCAGCGCACAGGCCAACUCAGACUGCUGAUGUUUUCAAAGUUUCAGAAGUCACUCCUUGCUGAAUGCAAUGCGAUGGCGAGGGUCAAUCGAAGCAUGGCUGUGCUGCUGGCUUCUCUCCUGCUGAGUGCCACUGUGCUUACGAACGGCGCAGAUGAGGACGGACACUGCACGUUUACGGAGGGCCAGGGGAAGGAACUUCACCUUUCUUCUGAGCCAAAAUACGGGGGCAUUCUCAUUCAAGGGGGAAUCGUGGUCAAUGCUGACAUGCAGCGACAGGCAGAUGUAUACAUAAACGGGGGACUUAUCCAGGCUGUGGGCCCUGAUCUGAAGGUCCCCGAAGGCGCCCGAGUCAUUGAUGCCUCUGGAAACUUUGUGAUGCCAGGUGGCAUCGACCCGCACACGCAUCUGGAGAUGCCGUUCAUGGGGCAGGAAGCAUGCGACGAUUUCUAUAGCGGACAGGCAGCCGCGCUGGCUGGAGGAACGACCAUGCACAUCGACUUUGCGCUGCCGUCAAACGGCGACUUAGCCCAGGGUUUCUUGGACUACGAAAAGAAGGCUGCCAAGUCUGUGAUGGACUACGGGUUCCAUAUGGCGGUCACGACCUGGAACGACAAGGUCGCACAAGACAUGGAGGAUCUGGUGAAAAAAGGCAUUAAUUCGUUCAAAUUCUUCCUGGCGUACAAGGGCGCGCUCAUGGUCACCGACGAGCAGCUAUUGCAAGGCUUCCUGCGCUGCAAGCAACUAGGCGCGCUGCCGCAGAUACACGGCGAGAACGGCGACGCGGUCGCGCUGUGGCAGCAGAAGAUAUUUGACGACGGGAUCACGGGGCCCGAGGGGCACGCGCUCUCCCGGCCAUCAUUUCUGGAGGGCGAAGCAACGGGGCGCGCCAUCCGGCUAGCCCACCUGGUGAACGUACCGCUCUACGUGGUCCACGUUAUGAGCAAAGACGCGCUCGACGAGGUGGCGCGCGCGCGCCAGGCUGGUCAGCACGUCAUUGGCGAGGCGGUGGCGUCGGGCCUGGCGCUGGACGAGUCUCGCAUGUGGGAUCCAGUCUUCGACGUUGCCGCGAAGUACGUCAUGAGCCCCCCAAUCCGGAGCAAGGACCACGGGGACGCCCUUCAGGCCGCGCUGGCGGGGGGAGUGCUCCAGAUCGUGGCGACGGAUCAUGCCGUGUUCAACUCGACGCAGAAGGCCGCGGGAAGGAACGAUUUCCGCGUCAUUCCGAACGGUGUCAACGGGAUUGAGGAGCGCCUUCACGUGGUGUGGCACACCAUGGUGAACACCGGGAAGAUGAGCCCCUCGGAGUUUGUGCGCGCCACGAGCACCGCGAGCGCGCAUGCAUUCAACCUGUACCCUAGGAAAGGCGUCUUGGCGCCCGGCUCCGACGCUGACGUCAUCGUCCUGGAUCCCCGGGCGGAGCAUGUGAUCAGCGCGCGCACGCACCACUCGCGGAUGGACACGAACGUAUACGAGGGCUGGAAGAUACAGGGGAAAGUUGAGGUGACCAUCAGCCAAGGCAGGGUCGUCUGGGAAAACGACACGUUGCACAUCCAACGGGGCUCCGGACGCUUCGUCCGGAUGGAGCCAUUCAGUCCGAGCCUGUACGAGGGUAUCCACAAACGCGACCUGCUUCGACAAGCCGAGGCAAAGGCGCACGUAGUCUGACACGCAUGCUUGGUGCAGCGGCAGACUACGAGUUUCACAGUGUCCCUCGAGGAAUGGGGUCAUAAGAUCUGCUCAAAUGACGUUACGAGAGCAAUGUACUGGCGACAGUAAAGAUAUAACAAACUAACAUAUGUUGAUUCGAUCCGCUGCGUCUUAUGCGCAGGAGCAUGCAAUCAACUUAACGAGCGCACGUACGGACAGACGGUUGCAGCGGCUCCGGCUCUGAAAUAUGUGAUCGGAUCAUUGUGGAGGGAAGUAAUUAGUCUUACAUGAAGUCUGUAGCUCACUCAAGUCACCAGCGCAUACUUAUGAAUAACUUAACGUGCUUGAUAAUUUUCAGGCCCUUAGACACUAAGAAGUCUAAGCAGUGGCAGUGAUCGACUCAAGUGAUGUCAGACAUCCAUGCCAUGCCAUGAAGCAAUAUAUAUAAACCGAU
This is a messenger RNA of Klebsormidium nitens, 2137 nucleotides long. The record is from the annotation of a GenBank genome assembly. Lineage: Eukaryota; Viridiplantae; Streptophyta; Klebsormidiophyceae; Klebsormidiales; Klebsormidiaceae.